This is a messenger RNA of Drosophila arizonae, 1124 nucleotides long. Its product is annotated as odorant receptor 42b-like. Gene Ontology annotation, molecular function: olfactory receptor activity; odorant binding. The record is from RefSeq and is a predicted model, not a curated record. Lineage: Eukaryota; Metazoa; Arthropoda; Insecta; Diptera; Drosophilidae. Gene Ontology annotation, biological process: sensory perception of smell; detection of chemical stimulus involved in sensory perception of smell. Gene Ontology annotation, cellular component: plasma membrane.
AUGUCGGUUGAGUACUUGACGCAGCCAUCCUUUGGUGACUUGCAGCCAUCUCGAGAUGCAUUCACGUAUGUGGAAAAGGGCAUGCGAUUUAUUGGCUGGAUGCCGCCAUCGAGAGACCAUCCCAAAUACUGGAGCUACUGCGCCUAUGCGUUCUUAGUAACGGGCUUAGCUGGCGCCUAUAUGCCCUUUGCCUUCUUCCUCAGCUACUUCGUCAACUUCAGUGGCUUCACGCCUGGAGAUUUUCUAACUUCCAUACAGGUCGCAUUCAAUUCGGCUUGCCUGGGAGUAAAGCUCAUCCUUAUCCUACCGAAUCUGUGGCGCUUCGAGCAGUUAAAGCAGCUACUCGAUAUAUUGGAUAGGCCAUGCAUCCAGGAGGGAGCAGGCGAAGUGAUACAUCGUUGCGUCGCACGCUGUAAUUUCAUCUAUAUGGUCUAUCAGGCAGCGUACACCUCAUACACCGUGCUGACCUGCGUAAGCUCCUUUUUAACCGGGUCUACCCCUUGGGGAAUCUACAUUCCGUUCGUGGAUUCCCAUUCAAGGCGCGUUGAGCGAUUGCGCAGGGGCCAGAGCCAAAGCGACGAUGAGGAGUACGCGAAGCUGGUCAACUGCAUUAAAGAUCACAAAAAUAUUCUGCAAUUUUCGAACGACAUUCGACCACUUGUAACAGGCCCGAUAUUUGCUCAGUUUCUAUCGAUUGGCUUGAGCCUGGGCCUCGCGAUGGUUAAUUUAAUGUUCUUUUCCACUAUCUGGACGGGUAUGGCCACGUUCGUCUUCAUUAUGGUCUUGAUGAUCGAAACAUUUCCGUUUUGUUUCAUCAGCGAGCUGAUUGCAGACGAUUGCAUCGAUCUGACUCAUGCCAUUUUUCAUUCGGAUUGGGUAAGUGCGAGCAAGCGUUAUAAGGCGACUCUUGCGUUCUUUCUGCAUCAGACCCAACAGCCGAUUGUCUUCAUUGCCGGCGGUAUCUUUCCUAUCUGCAUGAGAACCAACAUUGAGAUGGCCAAGCUGGCAUUCUCAGUGGUAACGAUUGUCAAGCAAAUGAAUAUUGUCGAGAAACUAAAGUGAAAACAAUUUUCUGAAAUUAUAUGCACGUUGAAUUGCACGUAGGAAUGCUCUAAACACCUGUA